Messenger RNA from Notechis scutatus (mainland tiger snake), 1458 nucleotides. Its product is annotated as cytosolic phospholipase A2 epsilon-like. Gene Ontology annotation, biological process: glycerophospholipid catabolic process. Gene Ontology annotation, molecular function: calcium ion binding; calcium-dependent phospholipid binding. The record is from RefSeq and is a predicted model, not a curated record. Gene Ontology annotation, cellular component: cytosol. NCBI's taxonomy places the organism in Eukaryota, Metazoa, Chordata, Lepidosauria, Squamata, Elapidae.
CCGAUAGUUGCAAUUAUGACAACAGGGGGCAGUAUGCGAUCACUGACUGCAUGCUUUGGAAGUCUCCGAGGUCUUCAGAAGCUCAAUCUCCUAGACUGUGCUACAUACAUGAGUGGAUUGUCGGGCACAACCUGGACCAUGGCAAAGUUGUACAAAGAUGCACAAUGGUCAAGAAAGAAUCUAGAUGAACAUAUCAAUGAGGCUAAACGACAUGUAACUAAGAGCAAACUGAAUGGUUUUUCCAUGGAGCGUUUGAAAUAUUACAACAGGCAAUUGCGACAUCGGAAAGAAGAAGGACAAAAAACAUCGUACAUAGAUUUGUGGGGUCUCCUUAUUGAAUAUAUGUUGAAUGAUGGGAAAGACAGCCAUAAACUUUCUGAUCAGCAACAAGCAGUGAAUGAGGGGCAGAAUCCUUUCCCUAUUUACACUGCCAUCAGCGUAAAGGAGAAGUACAGCACUACGGAUUUCAAGGAAUGGAUGGAAUUCACACCUUAUGAAGUGGGAAUACUAAAAUAUGGAGCUUUUGUUCGGACUGAAGAUUUUGGUAGUGAAUUCUUUAUGGGGCAUCUAAUGAAAAGGCUACCAGAGACUCGGAUCUCUUAUUUGCAAGGCACGUGGAGCAGCAUAUUUUCCUUUAAUCUACUGUAUUUCUGGAAUAUAAGUCACAGUUCCGAGGAUUUUUGGCACAAAUGGACUCAAGAUCAAAUUGUCAAUAUUGAUGAAGAGCCUCAUUUAACUAUUGAUCCCCAUCUCUACACCCCACCUGGACCACUAUCCUGUGCUUUUAGAGAUGUCCUAACAGAUCGCUUAUCAGUUGCCCAAUACCACAAUUUCAUCAAAGGUCUCCAGCUAGACAAUAGUUACCUUGAGAAUGAAAACUUCUGUAGAUGGAAAGACACUGUACUGGACUCUGCUUCACCCAAUCAGUUAACCCAAACAGAAGAAUAUUUGUUUCUGGAAGACACUGGAUUCUUCAUCAACACUAGCUCUGCUCCUCUGCUGAGACCAGAAAGGAAGGUGGAUGUUAUCCUACAUUUAAAUUACAGUGCAGGAUCACAGUCAUGGCCCCUGGAGCAAUCAUGCAACUACUAUGCAGAUCAAGGAAUCCCAUUUCCCAAAGCUGUCCUGAAGGAUGAUGACAAACAUCUGAAGGAAUGCUAUUUAUUUGAAGAUGCUGAGAAUCCAGCAGCACCAAUAUUAUUAUUUUUCCCACAAGUGAAUGAUACUUUUCGCUACUAUAAAGCCCCAGGUGUCAAACGCUCUGAGUCAGAAAUGAAAUAUGGUGAGGUUGACAUCUCCAGUAACAGCACUCCAUACUCAACGUACUCAAUGACAUUCACUGAGGAAGAAUAUGAUCAGCUGAUAGAACUGAGUGAAUACAAUGUUCUAAAUAACCAACAUCUGAUCCUGCAGGCACUGGAUAGGGCAGUAGAACGGAAAAAAAUCCUUAAAAAAUAA